Molecule: messenger RNA, 300 nt
Organism: Ostertagia ostertagi
Lineage: Eukaryota; Metazoa; Nematoda; Chromadorea; Rhabditida; Trichostrongylidae
Source: the annotation of a GenBank genome assembly
GCCGGUUUCGGUGUUUUUUGGGGCAAAGAUCACGUGGAUAACUCGUAUGGUCCAGUUCAUGGUGCCCCUACUAAUAAUAGAGGAGAAUUACUUGCUGUAGACGUCGCAUUGAAGCAGGCAGUAAGUAAGAAGUUGCCUGCGAUUGUGGUGCGGACUGAUUCUAAACUUCUUAUCAACUCGUUGGACAAUUACAUGGAUAACUGGAAAAGAAAUUCUUGGAAAACAUCCUUUGGCAAGGACGUAUUGAAUCAGGAUUUGUUGAGGUCAAUCGAUGAAAGUACUCGUCAUACACUUGUGAGA